Messenger RNA from Zeugodacus cucurbitae (melon fly), 2688 nucleotides. Its product is annotated as pre-rRNA 2'-O-ribose RNA methyltransferase FTSJ3. The coding region runs from base 127 to 2574 and encodes 815 amino acids. Gene Ontology annotation, cellular component: preribosome, large subunit precursor; nucleolus; nucleus. NCBI's taxonomy places the organism in Eukaryota, Metazoa, Arthropoda, Insecta, Diptera, Tephritidae. Gene Ontology annotation, biological process: maturation of 5.8S rRNA from tricistronic rRNA transcript (SSU-rRNA, 5.8S rRNA, LSU-rRNA); rRNA methylation; maturation of LSU-rRNA from tricistronic rRNA transcript (SSU-rRNA, 5.8S rRNA, LSU-rRNA). The record is from RefSeq and is a predicted model, not a curated record. The transcript has 3 exons. Gene Ontology annotation, molecular function: rRNA (guanine) methyltransferase activity; rRNA (uridine-2'-O-ribose)-methyltransferase activity.
CCUAUACCUUGCAGUGAGUGCUGCACAACACGUGUAAGCCGCACUUUUAUUUAACUGGUGUUUUUUAAUAAUAUUCGUAAUAAUUAGACUUUAUUAAAGGCAUAUCUUUAUAUCACUGUCACUAAAAUGGGUAAAAAGACCAAAGUUGGAAAAGCGCGGAAGGAUAAGUUCUACCAACUAGCCAAGGAAACAGGGUUUCGAUCGCGUGCUGCAUUUAAGUUGGUACAACUUAAUCGUAAAUUUGGUUUCCUACAGCAAUCGCAAGUAUGUAUAGAUUUGUGUGCAGCGCCAGGAGGUUGGAUGCAAGUCGCCAAACAAAAUAUGCCUGUAUCGAGCAUUGUAGUUGGCGUUGACUUGUAUCCCAUUCGUCCAAUACCUGGCUGUAUAAGUCUUGUUGAGGACAUUACUACCGAAAAGUGUAAGCAAUCGUUGACCAAGGAAUUGCAGUCGUGGAAAGUUGAUGUUGUACUGCACGAUGGUGCGCCAAAUGUGGGUCGUAAUUGGUUAUUCGAUGCUUACCAACAAAUAUGCUUAACAUUGAAUGCGUUGAAACUUAGUACACACUUUCUACGUGGUGGCGGUUGGUUUGUUACAAAAGUGUUUCGCUCCAAGGAUUAUAACGCAUUGUUGUGGGUGUUAAAACAAUUGUUCAAAAAGGUACAUGCCACUAAACCGAGUGCCUCUCGUAAAGAAUCUGCUGAGAUAUUCAUAGUUUGUCAGGGUUAUUUAGCGCCCACAAAAAUAGAUCCACGGUUAUUAGAUCCCAAAUAUGUAUUCGAAGAAUUAGACAUCGAGGGUAAAAAGAAGAAUUCCCUUUUGCACCCUGAAAAGCAGAAGCGCGUCAAGGCUGAAGGUUACACAGAAGCUGAUAUAGCGCUACGAAACGAAUUAUCUGCUACGGAGUUUAUGCAGUCAAGCAGUGGCUUAGGUGCACUACAAAGUAUAGGUUCAAUAGUCAUCGACGAUGAGCGCAUAGCAAACCAUCCAAAAACAACACCUGAAAUUCUUGAAUGUUGCAAAGAUAUUAAAGUUCUUGGACGCAAGGAUAUUAAGGGAUUGUUGGCAUGGUGGAAGGCACUGAAAGAUGAAUUAUUUAAGACACCUGAAAAGGAGACCACCGUCAUAGAAGAGGAAGCUCCGAAGAAGGCAUUGACGCAAGAAGAAAUAGAGGAUAUGGAAGAGGAAGAACUGCAACAACAAAUAGCUGAACUUGCUCAAGACGAGCAACAUGAGAUCAAACGGAAACGGAAGAAAGAACUGCGGGCAAAACAAAAACUACAUGAGAAAAUGAAUCUAAAUAUGGUCAUCAAAGGCGAUGCUGGACCACAGGAAGAGACGGAGUUGGAAAUAUUUGAUUUAAAGAGCGUUAAAACACAACGUGAACUAGAUGAAAUGUUGGAUGUAGUGCCUGACUUUGAUGUUGAAGGUGAAGCAGUAGAAGUACCGAAAUUGCCAAAGUACAAAGCAUACGAUAAAGAUGAUAAACGCCUGGAUGAUGAUGCCAACUAUGAAAACGAUGAUGAGCCCGAUGUAUCCGCGGAUGAAGAUUCUGAAAGUGACUAUGAAAAGGAUGGCUUGGGAUUGAGCGAAGAUGAAGAUAAUACAGUUGAGUCACAAAAGAAGAAGAAACGUACCGAACAUCCACUUAUAAAAUCGGGAGACUUCAGAGAUAAGGACACAAAACGUCAACAGCGAGUGCAAUUGUGGUUCGAAAAAGACAAUCUACAACAAAUAGAUACGGAAGAUGAUGAGGAUUACGAUUUGGAUCGGUUAGCAAACGAAUAUAAGAGUAAAGGUGUAGCUGUACUCGGUGAAUCACAACAAAAUGCAGACUCGGCACAAUUACCCUUGGGCAAGAAGGCUAAGAGGCGUGCAAAACAUGAUAAUGCAAAAGAGGGAUCAAGUUCCGAAUCCAGUGAUAGCGACUCCGAUGCUACAGUAGAUGACAAUGAUGAUGAAGAUGGCGAGAAAAAAGUUGCUGGCAAUAUGGCAAAAGAACCGAAAGCGAAGAAGAUACGACUUUCCGAGGAAGAGCUUGCACUUGGAUCUAUGAUGAUUAAAGGCAAGAAAACGCGUCGCGAUCUUAUCGACAGCGCAUGGAAUCGUUAUGCCUUCAAUGAUGAAAAUCUACCACAUUGGUUCGUGCAGGACGAAGACUUGCAUAUGAGAAAACCAGUGCCAGUGCCCAACGAAAUCAUCGAGGAGUAUGAACGUAAAGUACAAGAAUUAAACGCACGCCCCAUCAAGAAGGUAAUGGAAGCUAAGGCGCGCAAGCGCAAACACGCACUCAAACGUUUAGCUAAAGCCAAGAAACAAGCUGAGAAAAUCAUGGACGACAACGAUGCGACAGCGCAAGAAAAAGCGAAGCAGCUAAGAAAGAUUUACAAGAAAGCGCAAGAGAAGAAGAAAGAAAUUACUUAUGUUGUAGCGAAGAAACAUCAAGCCACGAAACGCGCGAAACGUCCGGCAGGCUUGAAGGGACGCUACCGUGUGGUCGAUCCGCGACAAAAGAAGGACAAACGCGCAUUGAGUGCGAAAUCCAAGCGCGAGAAGAAACGCAAGGGUAAAAAAUAAAAACCAUAUUAAUAAGCUCUAAAUAAUUGCAAAUUUUUACAUAAUGAUAUGUACAGAGUUUCGUAAUAAUAGUCGUAGUUAAUAACGGAUUAAAUGUAUUUACAAAUUCAAAAA